AAAUAAAUCCUAAGUUACAAAUUAAUUUUAGAUCCAAUCUUUUUUUGAACUCUCUAUUUUUCAUUUGAAAAAUAAAAUAUCAUAUUGUAUAGUGAGUUGAACUACAAAAAGGAGUUUGAGUAAUAAUUGUACAAUUUGAUGCUGUAAUGGUUUCUACAAUAAUUACAAAAUUAAUUUCUAAAAUGUAUUCAACAAUAAUUAUGCAGAGAUGAGACUCACUAGUACCACAAUUAUGCAAAGAUGUAUUUUAGAAAUGCUGUACGAGGAGCAGGCUGCAGAGGAGCAGAGGGUUAAUUCCCUGUCAAAUAAGCAAUAAAAAAGAAUAAUGUGCCGUUUUUCUUGACAACGCAAUGUUUUGCACCUCCCGUAAAUCUCGCGAGUUGGAAUGCGCCGGGCGAGACGAAAGUCCGACAAGAUUGGAGAUUGAGCGGAGUCUUGGUACUUCGUUGGCACAAAUUCUCUAUCAUUACAGUCAUCAGGAAGCUGCGAAAUUGUUAAAAUCGUUACCUCUCACCAAAAUUUCGCAGCAACCAUGUUGCGCCGUACAGGACGGUCCAUUAGAGGCGGAUGCAAGAAAGCAAAUUCUUAAAUCAUACAUACAUAACGACAUUCUAACACUAGGCGAAGAUGAGCUGAAAAAAUUUCAGACUGAGAUCGAGGCAGCGACGCAGAAGAAGCUGAAAGAUGAGUUUGCGAUGGAAUGUCAUAUGCUCGAAGCUGAAAAGAUAUUUGCCAUUAGACGCAAUGCGGAUGAAAUUCACGCUAAAUACGAGGAGUACUUCAAGUUCGCUCAGCAGGAGUUGGAGGAGAAGUUACAGAUCGAAUUGGCGGAUGAGAAUACGAAACGCAACAAGGAAUUGCAAAAAGCCAUCGUAAAAGCGCGAAUGGAUACGACGCACGAUGUGUUAAGAAAGAUACGGCCUCAGAUAAACUGGAUCGUUACGUCUCUCUACAAUGAGCUUGAGCAAAUUCGUCGCGGACAGAAAGAAAAAAUGAUUGCUGAUUUUAAUAUAAUUAUGAGAAACCAAUAUCUUAAACUGGAUGCGAGAAUCAAAGAAAUUGAGAGGCAAAAAAUGGAAGAGUUGCGUAUCCAACGUCAUGAACUCGAGAUGCGAAACGUAACAAAUAUUAUUUACGUUUUUUGUUUGGAAAGAUUGCGUAGCGGUUCACGAUUGCAAGCAAUAUACAAACAUUUUGAGGAAAAAGUCAAGUCUUUGCAUGAACUUAUUGCUAAACAAGAAGAAACUAUGAAUACAAUGAGGGAAAAGAUUACAAAAUAUCGUAAUAAGAAUAAAACACUUCAAGAAAAAAUCAAUGCUCUUUCUAAGGAAUUUCAGAAAUUUAUAAAUUUUGCAUUUGAUAGCUUACCAGAACAUGCAGAUUUUUUAUUGCCACUAGAUCUACUUUCUGUAAAUAGCGCAAAUGAAGAAGACAGCGAACAAGAAAAGAAGCAAUAAGUAGAUUAAAAAGGAAAAUUAAAAUUUUAUUGCAAUAAAGUUAUAUAUUGUUCUAGAUAGAAUAUAAUUUAGAAUAAAGAGAUAUUACUCACAUUUAAUAAUAUAGAUUUAAUAAAACGCGUUAAAAAUUCUCCUUCCUGUAUCAAUAAAUGUAUAUAAUUUUAUCUAUA
Monomorium pharaonis (pharaoh ant) is the source of this 1627-nucleotide messenger RNA. Its product is annotated as rho-associated protein kinase let-502. The transcript has 7 exons. The record is from RefSeq and is a predicted model, not a curated record. The coding region runs from base 351 to 1457 and encodes 368 amino acids. Lineage: Eukaryota; Metazoa; Arthropoda; Insecta; Hymenoptera; Formicidae.